GCUUGGGUUCCUUGGGGAAGUCAUCUUGCACCCAAGGACCACCAGCACAUAUCUCAGAUCCAACCAACUCUUGUUAUUUUGUGACUACAUCUUCACCUCUGGUCACUGCAGCCCUGCAACAUUUGCAAGUUGAUGCUUACAGAACGUGCUUUCAAAAAUGAACUAGAUCUUCGAGAUUUAAAAAAGUAAGAAUGAUGUAAAUAAUUGGGAUAUCCGCUACAGCCAAGCACAUGGCUGUGUAGCCCAGGACGCCAGUCAGACACUAGCUGACUACACCAGUCUGCCUUGGUCACUGCGGGUCUCUUGGAACACAUUUCCCGCCCUGCCUUUCUUCGUGUCACCGCCUCUGGCUGUUAUUGGCUAUUGAACUCAAACAUCCUGUUUAUUGGCACUUCUCAGGAAGUAUUUGGUAAGAGUUGCACUAUCUUGGAGUUCAUUGGUUCUUCAAUGUGUCAGUUACGUAUAUUGUGUUCUCCUCAGUUUUCAUUGGGUGGUGGGCGGAUGCGCUGUGGCUUGGCAGUAGAUUCAACAUGGCCGAAGGCAACAACUGGAUGCCUCCGCGACCCUGUGAGGCCUACCAAGCUGAGUGGAAGCUCUGUCGCAGCGCCCGGAACUUCCUGCAUCACUACUAUGUCCACGGGGAGCUCCCGACCUGCGACCAGUGGCUGCGCGACCUGACCAGUUGUCGCGACUGGGAGGAACGCCAUAGCACCGAGGCCCAGCGAUCCCUCUGUGAGAGUGAGCGGGCACGUGUCCAGGCUGCACAGAAGAACACCCUGGUGUGGGCCCUGAGGCAGAACCCUCCUGCUGACUGGCACCUUCCUCUGCUGCAGGAAAAAAAUGAGUGACAAGCAUCCCUCUCCUUGGCCUGUGCAGCUUCCUCAAGUCUGUUUCAAGUGGAGCUGUCACACAGCCCUAAGAACUGUGACCAGCCCAAACCAUCUAAUGGGAGGGACACCCUUGAGUUUCCACUCAACCUGUUACACAGAACAGGACAUCUGUAGCCCUAACCUGCUUGCCUCUCACCAGCAUCAGGGUAUCUACCACCACAAUGCACUGAAAGACAAUUACCCUCUCUAUACAGAUUAUGGGAAGCCAAGUAUUGUGGCAGGUACCUGUGAGCAGUGAGGCCAGACUUACUAAUGCCUACCCCAGGGAUAAGUCUCUGGGUUAUAGGGUUCUCAGGAUAACUUGAGUGAGAACCCUGACAAGUGUGGACACUUGGUUAAGUCAAACAGUUGUACUUCUAUGAUCUACUCUCCUUGUCAUUGGGAAAUAGACUACUACAUCCCAGGCUUUAUGAUUCUGUAUUGCAGCCUUUGACAUCCAAGCAUGCUCAAUUCCACUGCAGAUGCAGGUGGGGUGUGACAAGCAGGCAGGAGCUCACUGGCUCCUCUGCACUAGGAAACUUCAUGGAAGGCUCCCAAAGAGGCCCUUGGAGAUUUUUUUAAGAAGUGCAUAUAGGAAUAGAAAACAACCUUGCAAAAGUUCAUGGAAUAUUGGUGUCAAAAACACAAAUACAAAAGGGCUGGGUCUUUUUUUAUUUUAAGGCUGAUAAGUUUUCUUCAAAUAGCUUCUAUUGUAAUUUAAGGGAAAGACAAACAUUAAACAUCAAUAUAUGAUUCUUGGGGUGGACAUGUCAAAUAUAUGCAUAUGAACCACCAAGAGCACUAAUUUUUUUUUUUUUAGAAGUUUAUUACUAAAUAAGGUGGUUUAGCACCUUGUGGCUGUGUAACUGUCUCCAAGUGCAAUGCUGAGGACCACUUUGGGUAUGUGUCCAGCACUCUCUCCUAUCCUUUCCUGGCUAUGGGCAGUGGGUUAAAUAUCUUUCAAUUUGUUCUUUGAAACAAAAUAAGUGAUCAUUUCAGAAAGGCAUACAUUAAUAAAUAAAAUUUUCAAGUGUG
Marmota flaviventris (yellow-bellied marmot) is the source of this 1904-nucleotide messenger RNA. RefSeq names its product chromosome 1 C22orf39 homolog (gene C1H22orf39). The record is from RefSeq and is a predicted model, not a curated record. NCBI's taxonomy places the organism in Eukaryota, Metazoa, Chordata, Mammalia, Rodentia, Sciuridae.